AGAGCACAACUUCUUGGAUCAAGAGUCGUGCGACUUUGGCAUGUGCUGCCGAAACCCACGUUUCACCAGAUGAAGGCGUCACCGAGCCGUCAUGGUUACCAAAAGGUGCCACAGCACGACCCUCACAUCAGUGAAGUAGAGACGGAUUGCGACUCCCUAUGGCACACAGAGCGGUUCAACAUGAGCCCUGAGAAUGGAAUAAGUGUAGACUUGUUGAAAAUCGAGAAGGACGAUGAGGAUGAUGAUCUCAUCUCAGCUGUGGACAAGAAAUCCAUGUUUUACUUUGUGGAAUCCUGGUGGUUUCACUUGCUGGCCGCCCUUGUGAUUUGCUGCAACACGGUGAGUAUUGUUUUGGAAGCUGACUCAAAGCUGUCAGAAAAACUCCUGGCAAAACUGUUUUGGGUGGAUCAAUGCUCCUUGAUCUUCUAUGUCUUGGAGCUCUUCUGUAGGGCAUGCUUUUGGAAGAAGCGCCUCCUUUGUGGGACCCGUUCGCUGGCCAUGUGGAGUCUCAUUGACAUUAUUGUGGUUGGAGCUGGGGUCCUUGAUCAAUGGCUUUUCCGAUACUUGGCUCCCUAUCUGCCCAUGAGCGCUGAGAGUGCUCAGAACAUUCUGGGGAUCAUCCGCUUGAUGAGGCUUGUGCGGGUCAUCAAGCUCCUAGCUUUGAUGUUAGACUGGGACUUGUCCUGGACUGAAGGGGCAGGCUUCCAGUCCUUCAUUGGGGGUGUCAUUGCUGUGAACGCUUUGCUGAUGGGCUGUGAGACUGACAUCGACUGGGGAGGGUGGUUGGUCUUCGAGAAUUUCUUGCUGUGUAUCUAUGUCUUUGAACUGGUGGUCCGUUUGAAGCGCUUGGGUCGUGAGUUCUUCUCCUGCGACAGCCCAGACAUUGUUUGGAACCUUUUGGAUUUGGCCAUCGUCGUGAGCUCUGCAGGCGACUCGUGGCUGGUGCCGCUCAUCAAUGUCGUGCGGAAAUCCUUUCAAGGAUCUUCUUCGUCAGACCAUGCGACCAGCACCAAGGCUCAUGGCGUGAACGUGGGGCAACUGAUGAUGCUAAUGCGACUCUUGCGCUUGUUGCGGAUCUUGCGCUUGGCGAAGCUGGUGAAAUCCGUGAGGCCUUUAUACAUCCUGGUGGUUAGCGUCACAGCAGCUGUGCAGGGCGUGGUUUGGGUCUUGGUGCUGACAGUGGUGACCUUGUACGCCAUGGGAAUCCUCACCACUCGACUCAUCGGCCACAAGAUGAUCUUCAACGCCGACCAGGACGUGGACGAAGCACUCAUCUCGCCUUUCAAGACCGUCCCUGAUUCCAUGUUCACAUUGUUUCGGGUGAUGAGUGGGGCGCAAUCGGAUGAAGAAUCAGAAGCAUUAGAUCGGAUUAUGAGCAACAUCCCUACCUUCAAAUUUGCCUUUGUUUUCUUCAUGGUGACCAGUUCCUGGACUCUGCUGUCGAUUUUGACCGCGGUGGUGAGUGAGAAUAUGAUCUCCACGACGGCCGUUCAAGAGACGGAAAUCCAACUCAUGUCGGAAGAAGAGGACCGAAAGGGGCACAUUGAAGACCUCAAGGAACUCUUUCAAGAGAUCAAUACCACCGGGGAUGGCAUCGUGAGGGAGCGGGAUUUAGUACGCUUCUUGCAGAACACCUCCAACGCGCAACAAACGGCCAAGAUGUGCCGAGUGCCGGUGCGACAUGUGCAAGAAGUCAUGAAGACUUUGGCCAUCAACUCCGAUGUGAUUCGGAUGGAAGAGUUUGUAGAGUGCUUGUUGGAUGUGGGGAAUCCAGUGACGGAGAAAUCCACCAUGAGGCUUGAGGCACUGCAUUUGGAGACACGAAGCCACAGCGUGAGGCACUCACAGGUCCUAGAGGAAAACCUGGAGACGAUGAAACAGGUGGUCGAGGAUCUCCACUUUGAACGCCAAGAUCAGAUCAAUCAAUUGGAGAAAACCCUUGCGAUGCAAGGACAGGUGAUUGGAAGACUGCAAAGCUCAGUCGAAGGACUUCAUCAGAAGGUAGACCAUUUCUUUCAGUUGCUGGCACCCCGGCAGGAAAGCAGAUGAGGCACCAAUUUUCAGCUUUAGUGCUAAAGAGGUCUCCUCUUUCACAACGAGGCACCGCCGAAGCAGUGGUUCCUUGCGCAGAGCAGAGGACUGCACGGGAAAAGCCUGUGCCGCCGAACCUGGCGAGAGAAUGAGUCGAUGUCAUGAAGUGCGCCCGAGAAGCAAAAAGAUCAAAAAGAACCAAAUCACAGACAAAC
Durusdinium trenchii is the source of this 2246-nucleotide messenger RNA. NCBI's taxonomy places the organism in Eukaryota, Dinophyceae, Suessiales, Symbiodiniaceae. The record is from the annotation of a GenBank genome assembly.